AUGGCUUCAUGGAUUGAAGAGCUCCCACACCCACCCCACCUCAACAUCUCUAUUACCAUAGACAAUGUCACUACAGUCAACCCGGCUGGACCAAUUCCGGCCAACUUUGGUGACUGUCUUUACCUCUCAAACCUCGACGAUGUGGUCGGAUCUCGGGUUUUCACCCCAACAGUUUACUUUUAUGCAUCAAACAGCUUGAAUUCUGAUCAGAAACCGGUCGGAAAGAUUCUACGUAAUGCAUUAGCUAGUGUCUUAGUUCCUUACUACCCGUUUUCCGGUCGGCUCCGGGAGGCCCAAAAUGGGAAAUUGGAAGUCUAUUUUGGGCCCAAACAAGGGGCCCUACUGUUAGAAGCCCACUCAGAGAUGUCCAUAAGUGACCUUGGAGACCUAACAGUUCCAAACCCGGCCUGGGCUCCAUUGAUCCAUAGGGCCCCCAGUGAAGAGGCCUACCAAGUGGUGGACAUGCCCUUGGUUAUAGCCCAAGUAACAACCUUCACCUGCGGUGGCUUCAGCCUUGGCUUACGCCUCUGCCACUGCCUCUGCGACGGCUUAGGUGCCAUGCAAUUCAUAUCCGCUUGGGCCAACACCGCCCGAACCGGCACGGUGGUAACAAGCCCGAUACCAUGUUGGGACCGGGAAUUUUUCCGGCCCAGUGACCCACCCAAGGUUAAGUUCCCUCACACCGAGUUCAUGAGCAUCGAGGACGGUUCGACCCUCACUUGGACCCUUUGGAAGGCCAAGCCGGUUCAGAAGUGUUACAGGGUGAGCCGGGAGUUUCAGACCGAGCUCAAACGGUCAGCCCAGCCCAACGAUGGUGGCACGUGUACGACCUUUGAUGCAAUGGCAGCACAUGUGUGGAGAUCAUGGGUGAAGGCACUCGAAGUAACACCUCUGGAUUAUGAACUUCGGUUGACCUUUUCUGUGAACGCUCGCCAGAAGCUUAGCAAUCCACCGCUUAAAGAAGGGUUUUAUGGUAACGUGGUUUGUUUGGCUUGUGUGACCAGAACGGUCUCGGAUUUGGUCGAAGGGCGGCUCAAAGAGACGACCCGGUCGGUUCGGGAGGCUCGUCUCGGGAUAUCAGAGGAGUAUGUGAGGUCGAUGGUGGACUACAUAGAGGUGAACCGACCAAGGAGGCUUGAGUUUGGGGGGAAAUUGACGAUCACGCAGUGGACCAGGUUCUCCAUGUACGAGUUGGCGGAUUUUGGGUGGGGCCACCCGGUUUAUGCCGGUCCGAUCGAUUUAACACCAACCCCACAGGUCUGCGUGCUUUUGCCGGAGUGUGGUGAGAAUUGUAGCGUUGAUAUGGUGGUGUGCAUUUGCCUGCCUGAUUCUGCUUCCGCUAGAUUUAGAGAGAUCUUAUAUCAAAUUGACUAA
Molecule: messenger RNA, 1374 nt
Organism: Macadamia integrifolia
Lineage: Eukaryota; Viridiplantae; Streptophyta; Magnoliopsida; Proteales; Proteaceae
Product: omega-hydroxypalmitate O-feruloyl transferase
Exons: 1
Coding region: 1-1374 (457 amino acids)
Molecular function (GO): acyltransferase activity, transferring groups other than amino-acyl groups
Source: RefSeq, a predicted model, not a curated record